AUGUUAAGUUCACGCUUAUUAGGCGUUAUUCUAUUAGUAACGGGCUCAUAUGCCCUUUACGACUCAUCAUCUGAUGUUGUACAACUGACACCAAGUAAUUUUGAGAGACUAGUUUCAAAUUCCGACGAAGUAUGGAUCGUAGAGUUCUUUGCCCCUUGGUGUGGUCAUUGCAAAAAUCUUGUUCCAGAAUACAAGAAAGCCGCUAGAGCGCUAAAGGGUAUAGCUAAAGUAGGAGCAGUAGAUGCAGACCAGUAUAAAGAGUUGUCACAGAAAUAUGGAGUUUCUGGUUUUCCCACAAUCAAGGUGUUCACUGGCAGUAAGCAUACUCCUUACCAAGGACAAAGAACAGCUGAGGCAUUUAUUGAUGCUGCACUCAAAGCUGCUAAAGAAAAGGCAUAUGAAAACCUUGGCAAAAAACCAUCAGGAUCUUCGGGCAAGUCCGAUGUGAUUGAACUGACGGACAGCAACUUCAAGGAGUUGGUUCUGGACAGCGAAGAUAUGUGGCUGGUGGAGUUCUUCGCGCCGUGGUGCGGUCACUGCAAGAACCUAGAACCGCACUGGGCCAAGGCCGCCACUGAGCUUAAGGGAAAAGUAAAACUCGGCGCUCUGGACGCGACAGUGCACACAGUGAUGGCAUCCCGCUACCAAGUGCAGGGCUAUCCCACAAUCAAACUGUUCCCCAGCGGCAAGAAGACCAGCGACUCGGUGGAGGACUACAACGGCGGGCGCACCUCCAGCGACAUCGUCAACUGGGCCAUGGAGAAGCUGGCCGAGAACGUGCCCGCGCCGGAGAUUGUGCAGGUGGUGGGCCCGGACACAAUGCAGGCGUGCGCGGCGGCGCCGCUAUGCGUGGUGUCGGUGUUGCCGCACAUCCUGGACUGCGGCGCGGCGUGCCGCGGGGACUACCUCGCCGUGCUCGCGCGCCUCGGGGACAAGUACAAGGCCAAGAUGUGGGGAUGGGUGUGGGCAGAAGCAGGUGCUCAAACAGCAUUGGAAGAAGCUCUUGAACUCGGUGGCUUUGGAUAUCCAGCGAUGGCAGUCGUCAACGCUAAGAAACUCAAGUUCUCAACUCUAAGGGGAUCAUUCUCUGAGACUGGCAUUAAUGAAUUCUUAAGAGACCUGUCUUUCGGGCGUGGACAAACCGCACCAGUGAAAGGUGCUGAGAUGCCCAAAAUAGUGACCACCGAGCCCUGGGACGGCAAGGACGGAGAACUUCCCCCAGAAGAAGACAUUGAUCUCUCUGACGUAGAUCUGGAGAAGGAUGAACUA
Brenthis ino (lesser marbled fritillary) is the source of this 1269-nucleotide messenger RNA. The record is from the annotation of a GenBank genome assembly. NCBI's taxonomy places the organism in Eukaryota, Metazoa, Arthropoda, Insecta, Lepidoptera, Nymphalidae.